Molecule: messenger RNA, 7328 nt
Organism: Phycodurus eques (leafy seadragon)
Lineage: Eukaryota; Metazoa; Chordata; Actinopteri; Syngnathiformes; Syngnathidae
Gene: hipk3a
Product: homeodomain interacting protein kinase 3a
Exons: 17
Coding region: 349-4296 (1315 amino acids)
Biological process (GO): peptidyl-threonine phosphorylation; peptidyl-serine phosphorylation
Cellular component (GO): cytoplasm; nucleus; PML body
Molecular function (GO): ATP binding; protein serine/threonine kinase activity; protein tyrosine kinase activity
Source: RefSeq, a predicted model, not a curated record
CGACGAAGCAACAGCUAGCUGCAACCUCACGUCUGUCAGCCACAAAGCGUAUUACCAUGCAGAAGUUUAGAAGCGCCGAUUUCUCGCCCUGAUCAGGCUCAAAACAUCUUUCGACGAAACGCGCGACGCCUUGGGGUAACCGCGGAUCAUGGCUGGCCUUUUUAUUUGUUAGUGGUUGUUACUUCAAAUGUGCAAAAAAAAAAGUCAGUGAGCUGUAGUCGACGUCGAACAAGAUGGCAGCAGUAGCAGUAGCAACAACACCGAUGCAGGGUUUGGCGGUGGCGUGGCUUCUCGCUUCGAGCCUUUUUGACACGAUGACUCAUUUGGUUUACGAGUCUUACUGAAGGUAUGGCCUCACAAGUCUUGAUUCAGCCAUCACACCUGCACUCAGCUCAAACAAGUGCCUUAGGAACCAGUAACAGCAAGCACAAAGGGGAAGCCCACCGCAGUAAUAACACCACCAGAGCCUUUCCCAGACUACCCCCACCUAAAACUUAUGUGAUUGGAGUCAACUACGGAAUUGCCUACCCCAACAACGUAAUCCCAUCAACAGUUGAUGACUUUGAAAGACUGCACAGGUCAACUGCAAUUAAACAAAGUGAGGAGAGGGGACCUCAUCUAUUGGGAUCGCGCACUGUGGAUGGGAGAGGAAAAGGCCUUGCUGGGAUUGAACAUCAGGGGUCUCUUUGUCACAACAAAGGACCACAACAAAGGAGAAUAUUUAGAGAGGAAAGGGACAAAAACGAAGCCGGUGGGGAAGAAGUAAACCUAGACUCAGGUGUGACCCAGAGAUGCAAACAGAAGAGAGGUGAAGUUGUAGAACUACGGCAGGAUAACAACUGUGUUGGAACCAUGCAGAUAGUGGAGGAGGUAUGUAAUCUACCUUCACUGCCCGCUUCUAAGACAGUGUUGCAAACCAGUACCCGGAAUCAUGAUGUUGCUAGAAUAGGGGGUAAGGGGACUCUGCCUCCUCAAGACAAGGUUGGGGAAUUGACUGGCUUUGGGAAUGAAAUGAAAGGGACAAAAAUCAGGUCAAACAUCACUUCUGAGGUGAUGGCUACUGCAAACAGAUCAGGAACAGCAGAUGGUGACUAUCAGUUAGUUCAGCACGAGGUUCUCUGCUCAUUGAAGCACCGCUAUGAGGUUUUGGAGUUUCUCGGACGUGGCACCUUUGGUCAGGUGGUUAAGUGCUGGAAGAGGGGAACGAAUGAAGUGGUGGCUGUCAAAAUACUGAAGAACCACCCAUCAUAUGCACGUCAGGGACAAAUUGAGGUGGAGAUACUUGCCCGAUUGAGCAGUGAGAACGCAGAUGAACACAAUGUGGUGCGCGCUCUGGAAUGCUUUCAGCACCGCAGUCACACCUGUUUGGUGUUUGAGAUGCUGGAGCAAAACCUCUAUGACUUCCUUAAGCAGAACAAGUUCAGCCCACUGCCACUCAAAAUCAUCAGGCCUAUACUGCUACAGGUAGUAACAGCUUUAAAGAAACUGAAGUCGCUGGGUUUGAUUCAUGCUGACCUGAAACCAGAGAACAUCAUGCUAAUUGACCCGUCCAGCCAGCCAUACAGAGUUAAGGUUAUUGAUUUUGGCUCUGCCAGCCAUGUCUCAAAGGCCGUUUGCUCCACCUAUCUACAGUCCAGAUACUACAGAGCGCCAGAGAUUAUUUUGGGCCUGCCAUUUUGUGAAGCUAUUGAUAUGUGGUCAUUGGGAUGCGUUAUAGCUGAGCUCUUCCUAGGCUGGCCCCUUUACCCCGGUGCUUUGGAAUACGAUCAGAUCCGCUUCAUCUCUCAGACUCAAGGCCUACCUGCGGAGCACCUGCUCAACAAGGGCACCAAGACCUCCCGUUUCUUCUGUAAAGAGUCAGAAUCCUCUCACCCCUCUUGGAGACUUAAAACAACAGAAGAGCAUGAGAAAGAGACAGGACUUAAAUCCAAAGAAGCCAGAAAAUAUAUUUUCAGCUGUCUGGAUGAUAUUGCACAGGUGAACUUCGUGUUGAGUCCCGACAACAGUGACGUGCAGGCAGAGAAAACCGACAGGAGAGAGUUUGUCUCCCUACUAAAGACCAUGCUGCUGAUAGAUGCAGAGGACAGAACUGUUCCCUCCAUUGUCCUCAGUCACCCUUUCCUCACUAUGACUCAUCUGUUGGAACACGCACAUAGUAACCAUGUGCAGUCAUCUUUUCGCAUAAUGGAUAUGUGUCAUGGCCGCCCCAACAGUACAGUUUUUGAUGCAUUGAACCACAACACCAUUCAUUUCUCAAGACCUCCUGUUGGUCCCACGGCUUCGUCUGGUCUCCCUCUGGGCUACAGCAACAUACCCGUUCACACUCAGCCUAUUACACAAUCAGCUCCUUCAGUGUUGCAUCCUGGGAUUGCGCUAACAGGGAGAAAUGGUCAGUUUGGAUGCAGUGACUCCUUCCCACCCAUUCUUCUUUGUCCACCCAGCAUUCAAGGUAACCUUAACCAAUCAGUCAGGUAUUCAGUUCCUAUGGUACCUCAGGCUCCUCCUAUCCAGGCUCUCCAAGUGAGGCCUAGCGUAAUAACACAGCCAGCCUGGUGUAAUCGGGGUCAGCAGCUCCUGGUACAAGCAGCCUGGCCACAGAUGACUGCAGUCGGUCUGCCCACGACUCAUCCUGUCCCACCACCCACGUCUUCCCUAACCAGUGACACCUCAGUCUGCGCCCCAAGAAUCAGCGAGUGGGGGAAAGUCCGUUAUACUACCUUGAUGCAACAGCCGCUUCUGACCAAUCACAUGCCAGCUGUCUCUGCACAUCAGCCUCUCAACAUUGGCAUAGCGCAUGUUGUGUGGCCACAGUCAGCUAAUAAAAGAAACCGGCACCAUCACAACAGGAACCUGUCCCACCCAAUUAAUAUCCACACAACUCAGUGUCAAUCCACCAAAACGGCCAAUGUUGUUGGUCAGGCAUUAUAUGGAAUCAGUAACCCUCAGAGAGAGGUACCUCUGGUGGAAACCCAACAGCAGAAACAUCUAAAUUCAGAUCAGGAGGAAGAUGAUUUACAAGAGUGUGUGGGCUGUCUCAAAGAGGAUGUACCAAACCAAGAGCUGCAGCAAGAUAUCUCGUUUCUCAUGGGUGACACACCAAGCCCGACACCCAGCGUGAUCAGCAUCCACAGUGAACCAACAGAUGGGGAAGAAGUGGAGGAGGACAAACCACAAUUGUGCUGUCUAAAAGAGUGUAAAGAGCAGUGUGCAUGUGAGGUAUGCAGAAACACAAGUGUGACUAUGGAAAGAGUGUGUUCUCUUAGCAGUCCUGACAGCAGCCUCAGCACCAGUUCAUUUGCAUCCAACUCUCUGCACUCGAGCCCGUCGACGUCACCCUGCAAAAGACCCAACAGUAUGUCUGAAGAUGAUGGUCACGAGAGUGGCUGUGAAACUGUAGAGGGCUCCCCUACAUCCAACACUUCGUCCCCCCACAGCAACAGUCCAUAUUGUUUCCUCGACAACAGCAACCACAACAGCCUCCCAGAUGUUCCUGCUGUUGUAGCUCCAUUGCCUUCCCUUGCAUUGCAGGGUAGCAUUCCUCGAGAGAUCAGGACAAUGGUGGUUCCACCAAUGAGAGUGCAAAACAACAACAGUCAAGGAGCACAGGAGCGUUUCCAGAGAACAGGUGCCGCCAUUGGUUUCCAACCACAACAUCAAAGAAUGGAACGGCAACUAUGGGCCACUGCGACCUCAUGCCUUUAUCCCCCCUACUGUCCACACACACAGCUUCCCACACCUGCCACACAGCAGCCCCACGCACAAUUUAGGUGGCCACCCAACGCACACCCUGUUGUCUUACCCUCCCAGUGGACCCCUUACCACAGCCCCGCACCCUAUGUUGACCUCUCAUCCUCCUCUACUUCAGCACAGCUACAGCCUCUCCCACGCCCAAGCGGGCGCUGUAGUUCACCAGGUGACCAUAGGCCUCAGCAGCCACUCUCAUCAUCCUGGCUAUCACAGGCUCCUCCCCUCACCGACAGUCCACCCGCAUCCACAGCCUGGCUACGCCCGUCACCCCCGCCAGUUCAAUACUGCCUUCCCCCCGCCACCGCCCCCUCCUCACACAUACAUGCCCUCACCGACCACCUACACGGGCUUCCCCCUGAGUCCCACCAAACUCGCCCACCGCCCUCAGUUCUCUUACAUUUGAGGAGCGGAGCAGGGCUGCAGCAGCACCCGCGGGUCACACCAUGGGUCACAAAGGCCAACAGCAAAUACGGUGGGGCUGCGACAUGGAGCAAGUCGAGCUUGCGGCAGGGCGCAAAACAAACACUUGUGAUCAGGAGAGGAAAAUGAGUUUGGCAAGAGGGUGAACUCAUGUUCAAUUGGUUUUGGAGGACAGUUAAGUUCAAUGCCUCUCGAAUCUGAAGGUUAAUAAAGCGGUGGUUGUGUUAAUCUGCCGGCGGGUGAAUAAUAUAAAGCUUUAUCGAGAGGGCACGAGACGAAACCUAUUUCACAAUAUUUAAGGCUGUGUCCUUUGCACAUACCUUCUGUCAUGUGUUAUAUGCGUAUCUGUCACGCGGCUACUUUUCCCUUCAUCUCGGUUGCCUUGUAGCAUGCGCGGAUGUCAAAGCCAUGCUUGGAUUUGAAGGCUGUCUUUUGUUUGCUGCUGCUGCCAGUGCCUUAACAGCAGAGUCCAAGAUGUAUAUAGUGCAUUCAAUGAGGCGUGCAGAACUUAUUCAGACUCUGAAUAUGAUAGGCUUUUUGGGGAGUAUGGGGAUUCUUUAAUAUGUUUAAAUAUUAUUCCAUUUCAAUUUGCUUGCUAACUCAGAGUAAGGAUUUACUAAAGCUACAGGCUGAACAUUUAGGGCUUUGACUGAAUGAUUUUUGUAUGUGUAUAAAGAGUGAUUUGAUAUUUUGAUAAUCAAUUUCUACUCACUAUAGUACUUAAUGCAUAACAGUAUUGUCACUGUUUACUGUAACUGCAAUACAAUCUGGAUAGCCUCUGGGUUGCUGUGUGUGUGUGUGUGUGUGUGUGUUUAGUUUGAUUUGCAGUUUUUAGAUGUUUGGGAGUGGCGUAUUUGAAAUCUAGUAACUUGCAGUAUCCUUGCUGGGCUGUUUCGUGUUAAAGGUGUAUUGGUAAAUGUUUUUGUCUAAACUGUCCUAGAUUGAAGCCCGUCAGUUUUGUUACAUUCCUUCAGGGUGAAUUAUGCAUAGCCUUGCUAUUCUUGUGAUUUUUUUUUUUUUUUUUUUUUUUUUUUGUCAUUUUCAAUUUUUGUGCGGAGUAGUGUUCAGCGGGUCUUUUACGGCAAUCGGCACCAAAGACAUUGUUCAUCAAUAAUUUUUCUGAGGCACAGUCGCUGUUUGUUCUUUCACCUCCAGCAAACUGUUGCAGUUUGACAUUGAAAUAAAUAUUGUCAGAGAUCUAUUUUAGAAAUGUGGUUUUAUUUUUCUGAGCUAUAUUUGGUAAAUUGUAUUUGGAAUGUAUCGAUAUUAAGCUGCUAUGUACUGAUUAUCUGCCACUUUGUAGCUGUGAAUUCAAUUAUUUAAGCCUGCAAUUCUCUUUGUAUUGUAGUUCUGGUGACUAGAAGUGGCUUUUACUUUGCUCAUAGGGUAUGAACGCUAUCCUACAUGCUAGUGCCUCUGUAUUUUGGCUACAUUAUUUUGAAGUGAUUUAUAAACUGCUGUAACGGAAAUAGAGCAUUUACUUGUUUUUGUUUUGUGUGUGUGUGUGUGUGCGUGUGCGUGUGUGUGUGCGUGCGUGCGUGCGUGCCUUUUAGCAUCAGUAUUUCAUCUUGAAAUGUAGGUUGAGAUUAACUCUUCGAUUGUGUAACCAGUGUGGUGUUCACUUAUUUUUGUUCGAGCUUGUAUUGUGACAUGGCUUUUUUCCCAAUAUCGGGCUGUAUAUGCGACUCUUUGUACUGUACGACUAGUGCCUUUGUCCAAACUGGCUGACGGAGGAUGUCUCAUCGAUGUCAUGCGAAUUGCAGUUCCUUUGUAGAGGAUAGACCCCUAACUUCGACAUCAACAGUUUGAAAACCAUUUUUUUUUUUUUUUUUUUUUUUUUUUUUUUACUGACACAGAAUCCUAAGAAAGUACAAGUCAGGGAAUGUUUAUUGCGCUCACCAAGAACACCGCACACGACUCAAAAACGUAGGCCCUGAGUUUAGACAAAUGCAAAGCUUUACUCUCACACCUGAAUGUAUUUGUAGAAACAGCGAAAUCUGUUCGAUAAGAUGCUUGAUCAACGUUCUCUCAGUUUGUGAUCAGAGCACAUACUAUAGUUCUUGUAUGCAUCUUUUUACCAUAGGUAGGCAUCAUGUGUUGUUGUCAGGGGUUCUUCCAAAAUGCUUUAUCCAUGAAUCCAAGUUAGAUUCCCUCAUCUAUUUAUUGUAAUGGUUUUGCUAUGUCUCCUAUAUAAUAUGUAUUGUAUGUAUAAUUUGCUCCUGUGUUAACAAUCCUAAAACAAAUGAGCGGUUGCUCUGUUCAAAGUGCGGCCUUAAGUUUGAAUUUAGCGUGCGUGUGUAAUUGUGCCUGUGUGUCGUGGAACAGACGUCUUCAUUCACAUAGGAAAUAAUUUGGUUCCUCCUUUGCUGGCUCUUAUUCAGUAUCAUAAUUAUAUCGAUUGUUUGUGUCAGAUCAACACCAUCACAUGAGAUGAAAACACAAACCACCUCAGUGAUGUCCCAUAAUCCCUUCCCACUUUGGCUGGCCUAUUUAGCCUGCAGCCUCACAUGGACUUUUGCAUCAUCAAAGGCACCAGAGGUUCAAACAGUUCCCGCAGGCACAUGGAGCCCAGCACCCUUACGUAUCAAAUUAGGAUAAAUGUCUUAAAUAACAAUAUGUUUUAGUCCCAGAUUGAUCUGCUUCUUCUGUCUAAGUUAGUAGUUCUAACUCAAUAUAAAUGUUGUGUGAAGAUUUCUUUUUUGGGUAGCGAGAUACAUAAAUGUCCAGUUAAGUCCCAGACUCAUUUAUAGUAUAAUUAUUACCACAGUUCUCUAAUUAUUUGGUUGAUGUUGUAUUUGGGAGUCAAUUUUGUAGACACGAUUGGUAAGUCAAAUCCAUUACUGGUCAAAAUAAGUGUACAUUUGUGUUGUUUUUUAUGAUUUUGUGUUCUUGAGUGCUACACUAGUUUGACAUGUAGCAACUGCACUGUGCAAUAUAUAACAUUAUGAGGACUGGGGAAAUUAUUACUGUUUGGCUGUCACACGUGUCAUGUGUGCGAUACUUUCCCCCCCCCCCCCCUCUCGUUUGAGUUUGAGUGUAACCAGACCUUAUUAUGUACUUGGUCACAAAAAGCGGGUUCCUUCUUGGUGACUUAUUAGUGAGUGUCAAACUAUUAAUUGAUGUCAACGUUCACUUUGAAAUAAUAAUAAUAAAAAAAAAUC